AUGGCGGCCAGACAGAUCCCGGCGUGGGCACGCGCCGCGCUCAGGAUGCAACCGCAAGCAGCUCUGGCUGGCCAGCUAAACUACACGGAUCCAGCCACUGGCUAUCUGGUGCUUACACGGCUUGCCCACUUGCAGAGAGGCAAAUGCUGCGGGUCUGCUUGCAGACACUUUGUUUUAUUUCUUCUGCAGUGUCCAUAUGGUCAAGUCAAUGUUAAGGAUCCAUUGAAAAGGAAGAAAUUCAAUUCAUAUUUUUAUGUUUGA
This is a messenger RNA of Puma concolor (puma), 261 nucleotides long. Lineage: Eukaryota; Metazoa; Chordata; Mammalia; Carnivora; Felidae. The record is from RefSeq and is a predicted model, not a curated record.